Molecule: messenger RNA, 897 nt
Organism: Cyphellophora attinorum
Lineage: Eukaryota; Fungi; Ascomycota; Eurotiomycetes; Chaetothyriales; Cyphellophoraceae
Exons: 2
Coding region: 1-897 (298 amino acids)
Source: RefSeq, a predicted model, not a curated record
AUGGUAGAGACAUUACAGAAAGUCGCCCUCUUCGGCGCAUCAGGACACCUUGGCCAGCCACUGCUACCAGCACUGCUCGCAGCCAACUUCGAGGUCACCGUCGUCGUCCGAGAAUCAGGAAAGCAAACGAGGUACCCACCACAGGCUAACAUCAUCAAAAUUUCGGAUGCCUACACCAAGCCCGAACUCCUUACCGCUCUCCAAAACCAAGACGCCGUCAUCAUCGCCUUCAACCACUCCGCGAACGCCGCCCAUCACCGAACAAUCAUCGACGCGGCAGCAGAAGCCGGAGUCAAGCACCUCAUUCCGAACCACUGGAGCAGCAACGCCGAGCUACCCAUCGUCCGGUCUAGCUCUGAGCGUCAGGAGGCACUCGACAGCGACAUCGACUACCUGAGCUCCACGCAUUCCGCCUCGAACAUGAUCUGGACUGCCAUAGUGACUGGGAUCUUCUUCGACCUCGCUUUCCCAUUUGGAUUGCUGGGUUUCAACCUCAAGGGCCAAACUGCUGAGAUCUGGGAUUCCGGCGAUGCGACUUUCUCGGCUUCCACCAACGAGGAUAUUGCCAAAGCACGAUCGCGGUGUUGCGCCAACCAGAGAAGCCAGAACCAGCUACUGGCGCUGGCAGAAAACGUGUCAGGCACCAAAUGGGAAGUCAAGCACGUGACCAGCGAAGAAAAGAUCAAGGGCGCGGAGGAGGUGAUCAAGAGCGGUGCGCAAGGGAUGCCAUGGAUGAUCGCGCAGGGAACGCUGGCUGCUAGCGCAUUGUUUGGAGGAGAUGAGUUCCAGGCGGAUUUCGAGAAGCACGGGAGGUCUUCGAAUAAGCCGCUAGGUCUGGAAGGCGGAAAUGUUGAGGCGGCUGUACGGCGAUUUGUGUCCCCAUCUCGACGCGUGUGA